GACGGAGAAGACGACCUUGUAAAAGAUGGACGAGGGAACGGAUUUGUCUCUGACCAUCUCUCAGAUUGUCCAGCGGCUGAGGGGAAGCCAUCUGCACUCUCAGAUGGAGAGACAGGCCAAAGAGUGUUUGCACCAGCCCGAAAUAAAACUGGAGUCGCUCAAAGAGGACGUGCGCAAUUUUCUCAAAACGUCAGGGUGGGAAAGAAAGCUGCAGAAUGCUGUAUAUAGGGAAAUACAUGUCCAGCCCCCCCCAAGCCAUCCCGGGGCUCCUCUGGCACAUCUGAAAGAACCGCUGGCCUACAUGCGCGAGGCACAGGCCAACUGGGAGAGGAGAAUCCUCAAAAGUCUGAACAGCAUGAGUACGGAGCUGGGAGUCCCGCUGGCUCGCAAGAGACCUGCCGUGGAGCAGAAGGAGUUCAUCAACAAGUGGAAUGAGAUGGGCACAGAUGAACCAGAUGUAAGUCAUGUCAGGCCCGUCUAUGCCCCGAAAGACUUCCUAGAGGUGCUGAUCAGCCUGAAGAACCCCAACCACGACAGCAGUGAUGAGGUCAGCGUCAGGAGCCACUGGGGUCUCAUCCAGGUACCCCUGAAUGUCCGGGAUAUCCCACAGAUGAGAGAGGCCUUUUCAGAGCUGAGCCUGACCACAGGACAGAUGGGCAUCGACGACCACACCCAUGUACAUCCAGACUUGUUUGAAAGCGAGUAUGUACACAUCGGAAAGAAAGUGGUUAUGGAGCAGGACAGUGCUGCAGCACAGCAGUACAGCAGGCAGGGUUGCCCUACAGGGCUGCGGGCGGACCUGUGGGCCCUUAUCCUCAACUCCACUAACCAGCCACAGGAUGUGAUGCACUACGAACAGCUGAAGGCGGGGGUCAUCCAACACGACCUGCUGGUGGACAGCCUCAUCUACAAGGAUGUAAAGCUCACAGCCAGUAAUGAUGACCACUACUUCGUGUUUGAAGAUUUCCUCUACCAGGUGUUGCUGUGCUUUUCUCGAGACACGGCCAUCUUGGAACACUUCAGCUACAACAGCGCCACCCCUCCUAAAUCCUACAUCCAGGGGACGGCAGGAAGUGAGGAGUGUGCUGUCGUGUAUCCUCCAAAUGGUGUCAUCCCGUUUCACGGCUUUUCAAUGUAUGUGGCGCCCCUGUGCUUCCUCUACAAUGAGCCGUCCAAGCUGUACAGUGUCUUCAGGGAGAUGUACGUGCGUUACUUCUUCAGACUGCACUCCAUCUCCUCGUCUCCCUCGGGUAUCGUGUCCCUGUGCUUGCAGUUCGAGCGUCUGCUGCAGACUCACCUCCCCCAGCUCUUCUACCACCUGCGACAGAUAGGCGCACAGCCGUUGCGUAUUGCCUUCAAGUGGAUGGUACGCGCCUUCUCCGGCUAUCUGUCCACUGACCAGCUGCUCCUGCUCUGGGAUCGCAUCCUGGGCUACGAUUCUCUGGAGAUAGUUGCAGUCCUAGCAGCUGCCGUGUUUGCCUUCCGCGCUGAGAAUCUGAUGGAGGUGACGUCACUGGCUUCAGCUGAGGCCGUCCUCGCCGACCUCUCGACUCUGAAGGUCAUGCCACUCAUCCAGAUUUUCCUCUUCGCCACCGCUGUCUAAGGAUGGGUCAGUGUCUGUUUGUGUGUGUGUGUGUGUGUCUGUGUGCGUGCACGCAUACAGUACAUACCACUUGGGCAAUAACGAGAGACCACAAAAGAGCCAGUCCGCCGCCAUGCUGCUCCCAUGCUAGCGCCAUCGAUCAUCUAUUGAGGGUACGACCUAAUGUCUGACCACCGGGGACAUUCCCCACUUUAAUAAUUACUCUUGCAUAAGGUCAAGAAACCACCCAGACCCCCUCAGCACGCAUGCUCUAUAAAUAAUAUUGACCACGUAUCAUGUUAUUAGAUAUUAUACGGUAUGUAAGUAUAGCCUGCGGACGAGCAAGGCUACCAUAGUCUGCUUAAGCCAUAUGCCCUGGGUGUAAGACGAUAUGCACGCCAGGGCUCGGGCCAGCGCCAUAGCUCAUUAGGACACCAGUUGCAUGAAGCAGUUAAUUGUGUUGCGAUAGCAUCAUGUGAGAGAACAACGGCAUCGUCUCCGAGCCCGUUUAAUGAAGUGUUAAUUAGAUUUCGCAGCUUACUCUGCCCUGUCGCUGCCGCAUGUUAAAGCACCAUUAGAUAGACGGGGCCGGCUGAUUAGCGAGAAGACUGGAAGUUCUACGACGUGCCACCGCUUUGGAAAACAGCGGAAAGCCACAGACGUCUGUGUUCCGCAACUGUUGUCGUGAAAAGGUUUUGAGUUGUCUGUACUGCGGACGAACACCGAGAAACACCUCAUGACUGCUUUCUAAUGAGAAGAGCGAGCUCUUUGACUCACAGUAUUUAUUUUGUUAAUUUAUGGAAGUCUGUUUUCUGUUGUUGUGUUUUGAAUCUUCCGUGCUGCAUUUCAUAUAUUGUCCCUCACAGGUGCUCUCAUUCCCUGUUUUCCUGACUGUAUUACCCACUGUAGUAUUACUCCGUGACCUUUCUUUUGAAUGUUUUCGAAUGUGGUUUUGUUGUUUUUUUUUUGCAGUUUCAGUCUUAACAAUAUUCGUUGC
Molecule: messenger RNA, 2579 nt
Organism: Lampris incognitus (smalleye Pacific opah)
Lineage: Eukaryota; Metazoa; Chordata; Actinopteri; Lampriformes; Lampridae
Gene: tbc1d19
Product: TBC1 domain family, member 19
Exons: 21
Coding region: 26-1603 (525 amino acids)
Source: RefSeq, a predicted model, not a curated record